This is a messenger RNA of Brassica oleracea var. oleracea, 890 nucleotides long. RefSeq names its product oleosin-B2-like. NCBI's taxonomy places the organism in Eukaryota, Viridiplantae, Streptophyta, Magnoliopsida, Brassicales, Brassicaceae. Gene Ontology annotation, cellular component: extracellular region; monolayer-surrounded lipid storage body; membrane. The coding region runs from base 43 to 603 and encodes 186 amino acids. The transcript has 2 exons. The record is from RefSeq and is a predicted model, not a curated record. Gene Ontology annotation, biological process: sexual reproduction; lipid storage.
UCUUCCCACCUCUACCAAUGAACAACCAUCCAAUCUGAGAAUAUGAGCGAAGAACUCGUUCAACACGAAUCUCAUUCUCAGGCAUCGAUAUUUAGCCGUUUUUUCAGAAUGUUCUCUUUUAUCUUCCCAUUGCUGAACGUUAUAAAGCUUAUUAUAGCUUCCGUGACCUCCUUAGUCUGCUUAGCGUUUUCUUGUGUGACACUCGGUGGUUCAGCCGUGGCAUUAAUCGUAUCCACACCACUUUUCAUCAUAUUUAGUCCAAUUCUCGUACCUGCCACUAUUGCCACUACCCUCCUAGCCAGUGGGCUCAUGGCGGGUACCACCCUCGGACUGACCGGCAUAGGUCUCAUCACGGGGCUCGUUAGGACGGCAGGAGGAGUUACAUUGGCCGAAUCACCGAUAAGAAGAAUUAUAAUAAAUAGAAUUAAAGCAAGACUUGGGGGUGGCGGCGGUUCACGUCUGGCAAUGCUCAAAAAAAUUCUGGGACUCAUUAAAAAGUUGCGUGGUAUGUCUUCAGGUGGAGCAGCACCUGCGGCUGAAGCAGCACCAGCAGCUGCGCCCGCGGAUGGAGCUGCACCCGCAGCUGCACCUGCACCGACCUAACAAAGAACGUUGGUUCAUGCUGUUCCAAUAUGUAGCACAUAAAAAUUGUGUAAUAAUUAACUUAAGAAUUUAUGAUUCGGAAACUAAAAAGAAAAUAGCCUUUUUACUAUCUUUUAUACAAUAUAGUUUUCUAUGUAAUAAUGUUUAAUUUGCUUAUAACUAUAAAAGACUCAUGCAUAGUUGAUUAGGAAAAUAAUGUUAACUAUGCAUUGUCCCUGCGCUACAUAGAUUUUAAACUAGUAUAAUAAAGUUUGUAAUAAUUUAUACUUAAAGAUGCAAAUUCAUCA